AUGUCUCAAGAAAUUUGCAUCUUACCAUUUUUCGGAACCGGCCAUCUUUUACCAUGCUUCCAACUAUGCAACCAUUUAACUUCCUCAAACUUCCACGUCAACCUUCUCAUCUCCUCUACCCUCUCCACCUCCGUUCCCUCUUCUCUCUACCAACACCCUCUCUUUCAACUCACCCUUAUCCCAUCACCACCUCCUUCGCCGGAACACCACUACGAGCUUGCUGAAGGACUCCAAAAUAUCCUCUCUAACUACCAUCGUCCAACCCUACCCGUUUGUGCAAUUGUCGACGCCAUGAUGAGCUGGUCGAUCAAUAUUUUCCAAAAGUUUAAAAUUCCAACGGUGGCGUUCUUCACCGCCGGCGCAUGCUCCGCCUCUAUGGAGCUUGCUGUAUGGAAAGCCCAGCCUUUUGACUUGAAACCCGGCGAAAUCCGUUUUCUUCCCGGUUUACCAGAUGAGAUGGCGGUUACCUACUCGGAUAUAAAACGGCGUAAUCACAACCCUCCUCCUCAUCCGCCUCCACAGCACGGCUUUCCUCCGCCACCAUUUGGACCUGGAAAGAAGGGCCCGCCUAAAGAUGGAGAAGAACCACCAUGGCUGAAUGAGACACAAGAAGCAACUGCGUUGUUGAUCAACACGUGUGAUGAUCUGGAGCGUCCAUUUCUCAACUACAUCGCAAGCUACGUGGGAAAACCAGUGUACGGUGUUGGACCGCUUUUGCCAGAGCAGUAUUGGAAAACCUCCGGUUCAGUUCUCUACGACAGUGAUUUCCGGUGGAACCGGUUAUCCAGCGUGACCGAGAAAGAAGUGAUCCAAUGGUUAGAUUCGAAGCCACAUGGAUCAGUUUUAUACGUGUCAUUCGGUACGGAGGUGGGACCAACAGUAGAAGAAUACGCGGAACUAGCUGAAGCACUGGAGUCAUGUGGAAAACCGUUUAUAUGGGUAAUUCAAUCCGGUUCAGGUAGACCGGGUCCACCAGGUUUUGGUUUAGUAGAAGAAUCCGGUUCAAGUAAGCCGGAAGGAUAUUUUCCUCAUGGAUUGGAUGAAAGAGUUGGGAGUAGAGGCAUGAUCAUACGCGGUUGGGCGCCACAGUUGUUGAUACUGAGUCAUAAAUCAACGGGUGGAUUUUUAUCUCAUUGUGGUUGGAAUUCGACAUUGGAGGCUAUUGGACGUGGGAUUCCGGUUUUGGCAUGGCCUAUAAGGGGUGACCAACACUAUGAUGCUAAGUUGGUUGUGAGUUAUCUUAAGGUGGGUUACAUGGUUUCUGAGGAUCUAUCAAAAGAUGUGGGUAAGGAUGAUAUAGUUAUGGGGAUAAAGAGGUUGAUGGGUGAUGAAGAAGUGAAGAAGAAUGUUGAGGUUCUUAGUGACAAGUUUAGGAAUGGGUUUCCAAGAAGUUCGGUUGAUGCUUUACAUGAUUUUAAGGAUUAUGUCAACAAGAGAUUUGUUUAG
Vicia faba (fava bean) is the source of this 1446-nucleotide messenger RNA. NCBI's taxonomy places the organism in Eukaryota, Viridiplantae, Streptophyta, Magnoliopsida, Fabales, Fabaceae. The record is from the annotation of a GenBank genome assembly.